AGAGUGAGGAGAAGCGGUGUUCAGGUGUUUCGGUCGACCGGCGGAGAUUUUAUUACACUCGGCCACCUUUGUAAAAAAAAAAAAAACUCGGACUGUAAGCGGUAGAAGGGGUGCCCCGUCCAAACCACGUGAUCAAAUGCGGAAAUUGUAGAGAAAGUGCAGCGGAGAAAAGAGGGGAGUGGAGGGUCUGGUGUCCGUUUGUGUUUUGAGCUGCUGGUGCUUCCACUUGCUGCUCCAAACUGGUCCUCCACACACACUCACAGACGGACACGGUUUCUGCUGUCUCUACAGGCACACGAUCGACUCUCACCUGUCGUGAAUGAAGUGAGUAAGAAAAGCGAGGACUCUGACACUGAUCUUCGUCCGUUUCGUCUUUGUCCCAAGCCUUGGCUAAACUAAAAAGAAGGAAGUACAAACCACAAGAGUUUCUUGGGGUCACUGGCCUCACAGAUGGUCGUUCUGAGGUCAGACGGCUGAGAUGACAAGGCUGUGACAGCGUGUGUCCAAGUGUGUCUGUACUGGACCAAUUCCUGUGACAUGGCCGCUGCUAAGAAGAGUUGUGCGAAGGCAGGAGGCGUACGCUUCUCAGAGGAGCCCCCCGCUGCCGGAGCCCCAUCACAUGUUCACUUUGACGAAAAGCUGCAUGACUCCGUCGUCAUGGUGACUCCAGAGGAUGACGGCAACUUCAUGGUCAAGGUUGGCUUCCUAAAGACGCAGCACCGAUAUGAAAUUGUGUUCAACUUGCCCGAGGUCCCAGCUCUGGGGAAGGAUGUGUGUCCGGCACCUGUACCCAGUCCACACCUCCGGAUCACUGACAUCACACCGGCACCAGAGGGAGGUCUGAAGGUAACGUGCGAGUACAUGGCCCAGCAGGAGGGAGUCCUGUGCGAGGAAGUGCUGCUGCUGAGCGAGACCAACGAGGACGUGUGCGUCAAAGUCAAAGUUCACGCCAGAGUCAUGGACCGUCACCACGGGACACCCAUGCUGCUGGAGGGAGUCCGCUGCAUCGGGGUGGAGUUGGAGUACGACUCUGAACAGAGUGACUGGCAAGGAUUUGACUAAAGCUCAGAUUCCUGCUCCAAUUUCCUCAAACAGCACACAAAUACACACACACACACAUACACACACGCACCUGCCAUCGUAGAACUGUACACCUACUAAAACACACACACACACACACACACACGUGAUUUCGUGCCACAUGCAGCAUUUCAGGCACCGGUGUGGUGCAUCCCAGCUCGUGUGUCCUGAGAGCAUUUACAUACAAAAACAUUCCUCUGCUGUGACUUUCAGCUCAACAUCGACAGCAUCUGAACGGACAUUUGUCUGUGUGCUGCUUCUUUCUGCAGCUUCUCUUCCUUUUUCUUUUCCUUCGUUCCGUCCUGUCUGAGCCUGUGUUUCCCUCUCUGGGCCUCUGGAGGGCAGCGGCGCUCUGUGAACCAGUGCAGGCUCAGAUCCUCUUCUCUGCCUCUUGUGCUCCGGUUCACUAUUUUCCUGAUGUGCAAGAUGUGCAGACUUUCUCCCACAUAAAUUUAUAGCCGCGAGGGUGUUAAAAAAAAGGGCUCGUUUAUUUAAUUUCAAGCUUUGAAAAGAAGGAACAAGUCUGCACAGUUCAGGGAAAUCCUGCUGAACUGAGAAGCAGCGCAGAGCCUGUAAUGUCUCUGUUUCACCAUAGGGGGGCAGAGCAGACCGCUGUAUGUGAUGCUCCCCAUCGUGAAGGCUAUGCUUAGCUGUGGUGUGGUCACGUUUCUCCAUUUAAAGGAAAAAAUCCAACUUUGACAUUCUUAAACAUUUAUAUAAUUUAGGUCUUUCGGGUUCACUGCAUUUCAGGGGCUGCCACGGACUUUUCUGUUGUGCUUCACCUCAGCUUGCCCUCGUUACUACUUCUACUUACUUUUUUCCAGACUGCCUUUUAGUCAAUCCCAAAGAGUGGGUGUGAAGCUGAUUCAGUAGGUGAAUGUGUUGAUAUCAUGUGCAGCAGCAAAAAUGGAGAGGGUUCUUUUACUGUCAUGAAAAACAGAAAAUAAUGCUGUUUUUUUUUUUCUCUAUAUGAAGAGGAAUAAAAGGAAAGUCUGAUGUUUUAGAUCACUAUUUCAAAAUUUUAUGCCACAACAUUUCUUUGUUGUUGAGCUCUAAAUGUCUUGACACACUGCUUUGUCUGGCCACUUUCCACUGAAUUAAAAAAAAAAAAAAAAACAACAACUCGAUAACAACAAAAGCAAAACCGGUUCAGAAAUUCAAUGUACUGUACACAGCCAACAGCUGCUUUUUAAGGCUAUUAUAUAGAAUUGAAAUUAUUAGUCGAUCAACAGACAAAUUAAUCCACAGCCAUUUUGGUAAUUGAUUCAUCCGGUUCCCGCUUUGCAGAUGUAAGGAUUUUCUGCAUUUCUCUGUCUGUUUUAUAUUAUUGCAGAUUUAAUCUCUUUGUGUUUUGUAGAGUCUCUGGGGAAUAUGAAAAUAAUCAAUGGUUGGAGGCCUUGCUUUAAAGUGUUUUGGGUGGAUUUUUCCUUUAUGAAAUCCCUGCUGCAGCAAGUCCAGUAAACUUUGGGAAGUGUUAACUUUUUUCAUUUUUUUUUUAAAUUCAAGAAGCCUUCAGAAAGACACACUCGACGUAAGUGCCUUUCAUCACAUCUUCCUGUUUCUCACUUUACUUAAUGUUGUUUUACCAUCCACAGUAAAUCUGUAUCACACAGACUGGAAAAACUGCCAGACAAACACAUGGACCAGUUUGGAGUAAUGGGGGGGCAGUGAGUAUUGGGGACAAGGGGAAAUAAAAGAAGUGUUGCCGUUAACGCUCCAGUAUAACAGCUGCCUGUUUGUUGUCUUUCUAGUGUUUAAUCCCACCACACCCACCAGUCUGCCUGGCGUAUUUGACUCUCAGUCCCAUCGGUCUUAUCACAGUACGAGUGCAGAUCAGAGAGAGUCGGCGGGCAGUAUCACCAUAACGGCCUGUCAGCUCUGCUUAAUUUUCAUUUGGGCUUAAAGAGCAAGUGCCAUGAUCUGGCUGCACUGCCAUCUUCCUACCAUGCCCCUCUUUCUCUUCUUCCCUCCUGUUAAUCAUGUUUCAUCGUUUGUUUUUGUUCCGUUAUACCCUGUUGAAUGCAUUCAGCCUUAAAGGAAACGACUGUGUUCAUCUUUUCUAUGUGUUAGACCACGAGCUGUUGGUGUAGUACAGGUUAAAUAGAUUUCUUUGAUGUUGGCUUGCGUGUAAUAGGUCAAAAUCUGGUUUGUUCCCUCUUCGUGUGAAACUGAAGUGCUCAGUAGGUUACUGUUCUAAGAAUGUAGCAGUUUAUUUGUUGAUAUCUGCUCCCUGUGUGUGUGAUUUGUAUUUUUAAUGUCAGAAAUGAAUAAAAACGCGUGUAUAUUUGA
Messenger RNA from Toxotes jaculatrix (banded archerfish), 3369 nucleotides. It is a transcript of the gene adisspb, whose product is annotated as chromosome 23 C20orf27 homolog. Bases 538 to 1062 code for a protein of 174 amino acids. The transcript has 7 exons. The record is from RefSeq and is a predicted model, not a curated record. NCBI's taxonomy places the organism in Eukaryota, Metazoa, Chordata, Actinopteri, Toxotidae.